CAUACAUAAGAAUUUGUAAACUUCUUAAAAACAUUCCAUUACAAAAUAAAAUUAUGACAUCAAAAUGCCAACCACCAAAGAGUCCAUACUACAAGCAUGAAUUCAACAUAUGUUCAAUACCGACAUCCAUCGAUCCACUGUUUAUGGAAAAUAUUAAUGAUGUAGCAGAUACAAUGGUUGAGAUUUUGAUUGUAUGUGGCAUACACCGUUGCAAGGCCAAAGCAGCUAAAUGUAUAGUAAUCAAAGCAUUUAAAUUUUACGAUAUCAAACGACAUCGAUUUGAUGUGAUCGAGGAUGCAGGCAUUUGUAGAAGUGACAUGAUCUGUGAAUUUCAAUGUAAAUGCAUGAUGACUCAUAUAGAAGCUAUGCUGGCAUACUGCAUUGUUAAGAGAGCUGUAAAAGCUUUUUAUCAUGGAACUCCUGACUACAGUAUACGAAGUCCUAUUACUGAGGCUGUCAUACUAAAGGAACAAGAAUUCAUAUGGCAACAUGCUGCCACAAGAACCAUCAACGUGUUUGAAACGUACGAACCUCUGCUUUUCCACGCACAUCAAAAUUAUGCCAAGCAAAUUGUAAAAAUCUACCAAGAAUUACAUGAUCGCUUAAAAAGUCGUGCCGAUCCCGUAGUAAUUGAAGAUUUUCAUCCCAGAGGUUGUGUUAAAAGGGUUAUUAUUGGAACAAAAUCACCAACUAAUUUGAACAACGAAAAACCAUUGUGUGUCGAGAAAUGUGAAAAAAUUGUACAAAUGAAUACGUUUAUCGAGAAUUUGCCAAACAAAGAGUUUCCAUUAGAAAAUGCAUCCAACUCUUGUGAUUUAAUUGGUGGUUUUAGGAAAACCUCUGCAUCAACUCUUCCCAUCAAUGUACAAGAAAAGCGGAAGAAAAAACCAAAAAAUAUUGGUCUUAAUCUUCCACGCUGUUAUAAAUGCAAUUGUCCUCAGUUGAUUUGUGAUUGUAAUAUAGAAAAAGAUACUGGCAUAGUAGCAAUCGAAUGUUCACAGGGUGCAUACGAAUGCCAGUGGUUUAGAAUUGAUAAACAUGACGAACAUGAUCCGUGUACAGAAAAACGAGAACUACAUCAAUGUCCAGUUGAUUGUCCAACCUCGGAAAGCUCCAGCGAAUCAGAUGAAUGUGAAUAUUGUGAAUGCUCUGGCGAAGAUGAAUCGGACAAAAGUUCAGAAAAAUUAGAAGAGGAAUAAUUUUAAGAAACGGAUAAUGGAGAUACUUUACAUAUCGUCACCUAAAAUGCAAAACAAUGUAUCAUCAAAAAAUUCGAAACUGAUUUUAUUAUUGAUUACG
Messenger RNA from Calliphora vicina (urban bluebottle blowfly), 1299 nucleotides. RefSeq lists its product as uncharacterized. The record is from RefSeq and is a predicted model, not a curated record. The transcript is spliced from 2 exons. Bases 54 to 1199 code for a protein of 381 amino acids. NCBI's taxonomy places the organism in Eukaryota, Metazoa, Arthropoda, Insecta, Diptera, Calliphoridae.